Cokeromyces recurvatus is the source of this 1694-nucleotide messenger RNA. RefSeq lists its product as uncharacterized. NCBI's taxonomy places the organism in Eukaryota, Fungi, Mucoromycota, Mucoromycetes, Mucorales, Mucoraceae. The record is from RefSeq and is a predicted model, not a curated record. The transcript is spliced from 2 exons. Bases 385 to 1473 code for a protein of 362 amino acids.
GUUUAUUUCGUUCACUAAAAACGAAUGAAUUUUAAAAUCUUUUUGUGAACUAUUUUUUAAUUUUUUUGUGAACGAUUUUUUAUUUUUUUAUGAAUGAAUAAUUUCCGGAAAUAGUGUACAUUACUUAAAACUGAAUUGGGUUGCAGCGAGAUUAUCGACAUUGUGACUGAACAACGACUCAAAUCUCUACAAACCACUGCUGCAAGCAACGGGGCGUCUAGUGGCAAUUCCUCUGCUCUUAAUGUUUCUAGCAAUUCUUCUGUUCCUGAGGUCUCUGAUUAUUCCUCUGCUUUUGACAUCUCUGAUGAUUCUUCUGCUCCCAAUGAACCAACAAGUCUCACUAAUACCCUGUUGAUUGAAGUGAAGGACUAUUUAGUCAGUGUCAUGAAUAACUUUGUAAAUGAAGAAGAUACAAACGAUAAUCCAUGGAUGUUCAAGGAUAUUAAUAUUAGCCAUUUAUUCCGCAAAUACCAAGCUGCUACUAGCGAAAUCCUCGUGAAACACAAGACCCUACCAGUGGAAUCCUACGUGCAUGAACUCGCGUCUUUGACCCACAUUCUUUUUCUUUGCAAAGACCAACAUAGCGAGAUUGCAGAAAAGGUUUUUUCUUUGGAAACACUGCAGCAACUAACGGCUUUCCUUGAACAAAAGAUAAUAAACCAUAGCCUUGACUUUCCCUCGAACCAUUUUAUGACAAUCACCAAUACUCUUACGGAUCUCAGCUUAGCAGAAAAAACAAGAGAACAAGCAAUUACGGAGUUUACAGUUCUGGCUUCUCAGAUGAAUUAUGGCCAAAAACGGCUUCUAUAUGGUAUUAACAACCUGAUUCAAAAACUCCCAACAAGACCUUUAAAUGACUACAAACAAAUUAGUGAAAGCGAGUUGUGGAGUACGUACUUCGAUCCCCUAUUGUCUUGCCUCAUAAGCGAUCCUGACCGGCUCAUUCAUCUUCGCUGGACUAAUGCUAUCCCUAUGGAAAAAGGAAAAAAUCGACCUGAUGCAGUAAUUAGUGAAAAACGACAGAUGUCAUUUGGAUAUAGUGUUGGUUAUGGUGAGGCCAAAACCCUACAAGGUUCUUGUAGCAAGUCAUUAUGUCUGGACACGCUCCGUUUGGCAAUAUUCACUAGAAAUGCCAUUGAUAUAAAUAAGCUUGAUGGUGCUCUUGCCUUUCAGAUACAUGGUUUCAAUAUCAUUUUUUACCUUCAACAAUUAACUGCCAAGGGCAUAUAUACCUUUAUUGAAAUUGCUCACUUUCGCUUUCCUCAAUCCCUGGAUGAUUUACCUUCUCUCUUCACUAUGAUCAAUAUCAAAAAACUCCUUGGGGUCAGUGACGUUUUCUGGAGCCUCUGUAGAAAAUCCAAGCAACCCGAUAUAAUUGAAGAAAGAUACAGAAGAACUCUAGUGAGUUUGGAUGCCAUGAUUGAUACAGCUCAAGACAGCACACGCCGAUGUGUUUUGAGAUUUGGCCACUAGUAAAUAAUCAUAAAUGAGUAUAUACUAUUGUAUAGUUUCUUUUUAAAAAAAUACUGUCUAUUUUAAAUUAAUUAAUGUCAUCUUUUCUGUCUCAUGGCAAACACAUAUAUUGUUAUGACUAAUGACAUUCACUAAAGGAAGACAUACAACUUACCAAUCAUAAGAUGUAUUAUAUAUAAAUCCAUACAUUUGAAUUUAUAAUAAGAACAUUUGAUAACCGU